Dermacentor andersoni is the source of this 2097-nucleotide messenger RNA. RefSeq lists its product as uncharacterized. The record is from RefSeq and is a predicted model, not a curated record. Lineage: Eukaryota; Metazoa; Arthropoda; Arachnida; Ixodida; Ixodidae.
UGUCGCGCAAGAGCUCUCCGGUUUUGGCAACGGUCCAGGAGGAGCAACCUUGGUUGUCCUAAAGAUGCAGAGUCAGAAGGUUCAGAAAUGAUAUUCAGGUAUAAAAGCACCGAGCGUCCGUCGGCUGGGCGCAAGCUUCUCUGGUCUCCGUGAUCAUCGCCUCGGCGUCGCAAUCACCUUUAAGAGUGCCGCCAUGAACGCAGUUUUCACCACCGUUCUCCUCGGCUUGGUCUCUGCCGCCUCCACCGGCUUCAUCGGCGGUUACGGUGGUGGCUACGGCGCAGGAAUCGGCGCCGGCUACGGCGCUGGCUACGGCGCUGGCUACGGGUCCGGUUAUGGCGCAGGCUCAGGCUCCGGCUACGGUGCCGGUUUCGGCGCAGGCUCCGGCGCAGGCUCCGGCGCUGGCUAUGGCUCUGCCGUCGCCGGUAUAGCCGUCGCUGCCGCUCCUGCCGCGGUAGUGAGACCUGCCGCCGUUGCAGCAGUACCAGCUCGCAGCACAACCUCUUAUGGCACCACCACUACCACCGUGACCACCUUGCAUGGAGCGGGAGCUGGUGGUCUCGGUGGCGCUGGUCUCGGUUACGGUGCCGGCAGCAGCCUCGGCUAUGGAGCUGGUGUCGGCUUCGGAGGAGCUGCUCUUGGUUCCGGUGCCGGCUAUGGCGUCGGCGUCGCCGCCGUUCCGGCCGUUAGCGUAGCUCGCCCUGCUGUCGCUGUGGCUGCUUCCCCCGCUGUCGCUGUGGCUGCUUCUCCAGCCGUUGCUGUAGCUCGUCCCGUUGCUGUCGCCGCACCUGCUGUGUCUGUGGCUCGCCCCAUCGCUGUCGCCGCACCGGCUCUGGCUGUGGCUCGCCCCGUGGCUCUGGCUCGUCCCGUCGCCAUUGCUACUCCAGCUGUGGCCACCGUUGCCGUGGCUCCGGCCGUAGCUGUCGGGGGUGGUCUUGGUGGUGGUUACGGAGGUGUCGGAGCUCUCGCUGGUGGAUACGGUGUCGGCUACGGUAACGGAUAUGGUGCGGGUUAUGGUCGUGGCUAUAGCGCCAACUACGGUGCUGGCUAUGGUCAUGGCUACGGUACUGGCGUCGCCAAGCUCGGCGUUACUUACGGCCACGGAGCCAAGUGGUAAACACAUACGGAACGUUUUUUACAUCUUAGACCAUCACCAAAUCUGGAUUCACGCUGACUGAAGUGGCCAUUUCUAAUUUAUUUUUGUGUGCGUCAUCAGGAAUGUGUUAACGUCUGAAUAUUACCAUAAGGCUCACAUCUUGUGACAUGGGCACGUCCAAAUAUGGCACCAUUAUAAAAAAAAAUGCUUUCCUAAGAACACGCGUUUACUUGGCUGUGAGCGUUGUUAAUAAAUAAAGAAAAGUAGUUAUUACGCAUCAUUGCUUGCUUAUAUAUUGGCAUACUCUGCUGGUUACGGCAAGUAAGUAGCCAUGGCCAGAAAUGGCGAGUGUCCUUGUUUUGUUAAGACGGAGAGUUUUGAGCGUUCUCUGACAACCUUAGCCUGGUAUAUCAAGGUACAGCGCGAUGCUGUGUUUGCGAUUAUUUACUGAGCAUGAUGGAAAAUUAGAAUCGUAAGAAGAUGAGCCAUGAAGAAAAUUAUACGAAAGAGAAGGUUACUCUGAACAGAGUUUACUGAAGGAUGAGGGCUGCUUCUCUGUUAUGUGUGAAGACACACGGAUAAAGACCAGCUGGGGUCGCUAGUAGAAAUAAAGACGAGAGUAAUUUAUUUCAGCGAAGUUUAUUUCAGCGCGGUUGCAUUUGAGGCUUUUACCGUAGACCACGUUUUUCUUUUAAUGUUUUCCAUUUUAGCGGUUUUGCAAUCUGUAUAUUUGUUUCCCUUUAAGCUUUGUCUCGCUUCACCUGUGCUGCGGCUCAUCGAAUUUUAUAUGAAACCAUAUCUAGAACAUUUAUCUGUGCCGGUUAUUGAUAGUACGUUGUGUCAGGCUUUGCAUGUUUGGGUUUGUCUCACGUGGUUUUUUUCAUAGAGAAACAUGUUUUGAGCUUACCUUUUUUGAAAAAUAUCCUUAUAUCUUGUCAGAAGUGAGAGGACGGCGCUUAUGAAAGGCUGUGUUCACGAAUAAAAUUUCGGUUGGCAGUUCA